Molecule: messenger RNA, 2202 nt
Organism: Gadus chalcogrammus (walleye pollock)
Lineage: Eukaryota; Metazoa; Chordata; Actinopteri; Gadiformes; Gadidae
Gene: ypel3
Product: yippee-like 3
Exons: 5
Coding region: 392-751 (119 amino acids)
Source: RefSeq, a predicted model, not a curated record
CUAGGUGGCGCAGACGCACUUCCGCCAGUCUGUGUUUUGGUAAACAAGGAUAUUUUUUUCUCCCGCCACGGCCGCGAAAAUAACCUUUCUCGAGCGAGACGACGUUGAAAUAUUAAUUAAAUAACGACAUCGAAGUGAGUUUCGAGUUGGACCAGAUCUGUGAGCCAGGGGUGUGAAGGGGCUGAGGGAUCUGUUGGAGGGAUCGACUCCCGAGCGAUCCUUUAUGUGUGGAUCCGCAGCGCAUGGUCUGCCCCCCCCAGGAACAAGCAGCUCCCCGCAGGGUCCCCGUGUUUCUCCAGACGGCUUAACAGUCCAUCGGAUGACGGUCAGCUAACCCACGAAGCCCCACCGUGAAGACCCCACUAUCCGGGUGAAGACCCCACUAUCCGACAUGGUGAAGCUGACCAAGGCCAAGACCUUCCAGGCCUACCUGGACUCCUGCCACCGUCGCUACAGCUGUGUCCACUGCCGCGCACACCUGGCCAACCAUGACGACCUCAUCUCCAAGUCUUUCCAGGGGAGCCAGGGACGAGCCUACCUCUUCAACUCUGUCGUGAACGUGGGCUGCGGGGCGGCCGAGGAGAGACUGCUGCUGACGGGGCUCCACGCUGUGGCCGACAUCUACUGUGAGAACUGUCACACCACCCUGGGCUGGAAAUACGAGCAAGCCUUCGAGCUGAGCCAGAAGUACAAAGAGGGGAAGUUCAUCAUCGAGCUGUCCCACAUGAUCAAGGACAACGGCUGGGACUGAGGGCGGGGCCGCGGGGAGGCACGCCUCUCGCCCCCACCUCGCCCCCUCAAAGCUCCACCCCCUUCGACCUUAAAAAAAGGGUUUCAGUGUCGCUUCAUCAACAGCUCCGCCCACAAGCCGGCGCUCGCGCCAUGCCCCGCCCCCUUUCACCUCCUACAGCUUUCCCGAGAGUAGCAUGUGAUGCGAGAUAUAUCUCUAUAUAUAUAUACCCUUUCACCGUCCAUGUGUAUUGUAUAGUCCAACGACCACCGGAGCACAUUUGCUUGUCUUGACCUAAUUCAAUAGUAUCGCUGGGACCGGGAACCACGUGGAGGCCAGUGAGAGAAAGACCGGGUGAUGGAGACACACACACACACACGGUGUGUGUGUGUGCGUGCGUGUAUGCAUGUGUGUGUGCGCGUGCGUGUAGAGUGGAUAGUCUCACUCUGCGGGAGUGACGUCAUCUAAGGAUUUAAAACAUUGAAUCAUUUAAUCUUCGUACAAGCUGGAUACGAACGCAGGCUUAGCUUCUGUUAUUUAGCAGGUGCGCUUGGUGGUGCACCUCUUCAAAGCCCGCUGGGCGGAUGUUGGAUCCACCUGGGCGAUCGUGAGCAGGUUCACGGAAUAUUCUGUCGAUUCUCCUUCUUUCUUUUUGCAUUGCUGUUUUGUAAUCAAUUUUUUAAAUCAAAGUCUAUCAAAGAAAUGUUAAACGUUGAGGUCUCUGCUGCGGCUGAGCCGACGUGGAUGGGGAGGGUCGUCUGCCCGUGGGAGACCUAGUAGAAUGAAGUGUUGUCCGCUGCAGCAGGGAACGCGCUCACAGCCUCCUCUGGGGACAUCGAAAAUAGAACUCUUUUACUCUUGUGUUGAUGUUGUCAAUCAUAAGUCAUGUGAGUUACAUAACAUGGAGAGCAUUCACCUGAUUAUGUUAAAUCGGUAAGACUGCAAAUGUUUGGACUUUAGCAUAUUUAUGUUGAUUUUUAAUGUCGGCUACAUUCAUUAAAGUGGAUAUUUUAACCAACACUUUGUUUUUCAUGGGAUUUGGCAGGCGUGGAAUAUCUGAUCCUGUGUGACAGUACAUUGAUUGUCCAGCAGAGUUCGCUGUUCGCCUGCAGGUCGUGAGUCCAACCAUUGACUAUAGGGAUGGCAAUAUGUGGAUCGCUGCAACAUACGAAUAAUAUGAAUGAGAUUAAAUAUAAAAUGAUAUACCUUUAUACAUCGACUAUUUUGCAUGUUGAAUUAAUCGAUUCUAAGGUGAUGGAAUAAUACGAAUUUUAAAUUGUUAGAGACGGAAAAGACAACGGGAUUUUAAAGUCUGAAGAGAUCCUGAAGUCCCAUGAUACAGCUCUGGUGAAGUCCCAUGAUGAGCUCCAUGAUGGAGCUCCUGGUGAAGUCCCAUGAUGCGCUCCAUAUGGAGCUCUGAGCGCCUGACGACAGUCAUGGGAACACCGUGUAGAACUCAUCCUUCCAUGAGG